Molecule: messenger RNA, 2663 nt
Organism: Styela clava
Lineage: Eukaryota; Metazoa; Chordata; Ascidiacea; Stolidobranchia; Styelidae
Source: RefSeq, a predicted model, not a curated record
CGCAUCUUCAUUCACGUGGGCGUUGAAGCUGAAGGGUGAACGGGUGACGUACAAGUCAGAGACAAUCUACGAAAUAGCAAUAUACGGUAACAUCACAUUCAUUUACCAAUCAUAUAUGCUAUAGUCUUACAACGAACAUCAGUAUUGCAAACUGUGCAUCAGAAGAAGUUAUAUUUGCUGGAGAACACAAUAAUCUAAAUUCAGAAUGUCAGUCAACCAGAGGAACUUCCCAACAGCAUCUUUCAUUGACCAGUGGGCAAUGCGGAAUGACAACUGAGAAAACCUGUACACUUGAGUAUAAUGGAGGUGAGGUGGAGGAUACUACUUGGUCGCAAUUGCUUUGAUGGUAGAGGAUCAUCCAAAACAAACAAUAACUGUUGAUGGAAGCACCAUUACAACAUCAAAUGUGCUCAGUAAAAUUCCUCUACAAUUUAUCAUUGAUAUAUCAUCGGCGGCGUCUUGCAACAUAAACCCAACGUAUCCACCAUAUUCUAUUCAAGACGGAGAAACUUUCGUAAUAUCUGAUACCGAAACGUUCAACGAGACCCUCUAUGCGUACCCAAGCGGUUCUGGAGGAAGCAUAACACAGUUUGUUGUCAUUGGGCCUCUGGGGUUGCACCAGUCCGAGAUAACUGAUCAUGGAAACGAUCUUUUUUCGUCGAACAUGAUUUGGGAUGCAACAUCCGAUCAAUCAGGCGAUCACACAGUUUGCUACUACGCAGUGGAUUCUAAAGGGCUACAUUCUGAACAAAGAUGUUUCACUAUAACUGUAACUGUAAAUAUUGAUCCAUGCGAUGUCGACUAUGGUGGGUGCAGUGACACUUGCAUAACUGAUACCAACUCGCACAGCUGCUUAUGCGAUUUAAAUUGUUGGUCAAUACACGACAAUGACAGAACUUGUCUUCCCUUCUCGACGGUUGAAUGUGACGGUCUUACAACGAACAUCAGUAUUGCAAACUGUGCAUCAGAAGAAGUUAUAUUUGCUGGAGAACACAAUAAUCUAAGUUCAGAAUGUCAGUCAACCAGAGGAACUUCCCAACAGCAUCUUUCAUUGACCAGUGGGCAAUGCGGAAUGACAACUGAGUCCAGUGCCGCUGGCAUCCAAUAUGCAACCGUCAUUUUUGUCUACAAAGAAGAUACUGCUGGAUCCAGCUCUGUCAUAACGAGAGGUGAAUGGGUACAGAUAUCAGUUGUUUGUACUUUACCAGCAUCAUCAAAUUUAACCGGAUCUUUUGUACCUGAAGUUCCGAUUACUGGUGAUAAUGUACAAAAUGAGGUUUCUAUUGAAGGAAUGGGAACAUUUGUGUUUUCGUUUGAUAUUUACCGUACAGAAAGUUUCACGACAGCUUAUAGUCCAGCCGAAUACCCAGUAGAAGUUUCUAUCGAUGAUGACAUAUACUUUGCACUUCAAGCGGUUGGGCGGGGCGAUUUGACUUUGUUCACAGAAGAAUGCGUAGCGUUGUCAACCGAGACGAUAACUCCAACAACUUUAGAAUAUCCCUUUAUAUCAGCUGGAUGUCUCGAGGAUCCUACGAUAGAAAAAUAUUCAUCAGAUAAUCCUCUUGAAAACAGAUUCAGCAUACAAGCGUUUCAAUUUGCAGACACACUACUUGCUUCGAAGGAAGAUGCAGCAGUUUAUAUACAGUGUUCUGUACUUCUGUGUGAUUUAUCAAAUACUACGAGAUGUUAUCAAGGAUGCGUAUCUUCAACAUUCAGAGACAAAAGAUCAAUUCUACAGCACGAUUCUAUUGUUAGAGCUAACUUAGCAAAGAACGAUAGUGAUAACCAAGAUGUCGAGGAUGACGACGACGAUGAGAUUCCUCUCACCACCAAAGAAUCUUCUCCGCAAACCAUUUCAAACGCGCUGGUUUUGAUAUUUGAUGAUGAUGGUGGUAAUGAUAACGACGGCGGAAACGGAAGUAAAAGAAAAGCAGUCACAACGGCGUGGAUCGCAUUUUUGCUCGGAGUUAUUAUUUUCCACCGAUUGGAGUAAUUAAUAUUAUAAUUAUAUCGUAUUGAGCACAUAAUUUACGUAGUUAUUGUGGCAUUUAAAACCAAUCAAAUUCGGUAAUUUUAGUCGCAAUAAAAUACCUGAAACAGACUGGCUGAUAUAUUUUAAGUUAUUCAUCUUUGGUGUGUUUUGGGCUGAUUAAAGGUAACUUGCGUCUCCCCAACACUGUAUAAUUCCGUUCCGGGGGCAAAUAUUUGGGCUUCUCCUAAUGGCCCCGAAGAGAGUAUUGUGACAACCAUAAUCCUGGUCAGUGGACACUGUUAAAGAUGAUUUCAUAUCAGUAAAUUUCCAAUAGCAACUGAACUGAAUACACUUGUCCAUUUCAGCUCAUUACUUUCGUAUCAUUGAUGUGGGGUGGACCAAAUUUGUAUUUUUAAUCAAUGUUGUAGGCAUAAUAUGGGUGUGUAUAAUUUUUGACGUUUUAUUUCUCCCAAUUCACAGCUGAUAUAGGUCUCUGUCUUGAGAAAGUACUGCAUUUUCUAGAAUAUAUAGUUGGCUAGAAUCAUAUCAGCGAGUUUGAAUAUAAUAAAGAACUUCGCAACAAUUCUUUUGAACUAUAGGAAGAGCGUUCUAAGUUACCACAACGUCAGCAAAAAUGUGCUGUCACUGAUGGUUAUUUCAUUCACGUCAGCACGUCCACAUUACUGAUUAA